AUGAUAAUCGGUGCCGAGUAUUACCUCGACCUGCUGCAGGAAGGAAGGUUCAGGCUCAGCGAGCACGGCCCAACAUUCCAAAACACCGGACGUAUUCCUAGUAGCUCGAUCUCCGUACCCGCCACAUCCACCGCGUUGUGUUCCAUGUCCGAUCUUCAAGAACAGCUCACUCGUUUCUGGGAUCUCGAGAGCUGUCAUCUAGCGAGUACCUAUUCCGUGGAAGAGUCCACAUGUGAGGAGUUGUUCAAGAAAACCACUAUACGCGACGUAGAUGGUCGUUUCAUCGUGAACCUGCCUAGGAAGGACCACGUAAUCGGUCAGGUAUGUAGCUCCAGAUCUGUGGCGGAACGGCGGUUCCUUAGUCUGGAGAAAAGGCUAUCGAACAACCCUCAGCUGAAGAAGCAGUACUGCGAGUUUAUGAGGGAGUACGUGACAAUGGGGCACAUGGAAAUGAUACGCGAAGAAGAUUUCUCUGGGGCGGCACACUACUUUUUGCCUCAUCACGCCGUCUUGAAGCCGGACAGCACAACAACAAAAUUGCGGGUAGUAUUUGAUGCUUCGUGCAAAACUUCGUCUGGUCUUUCGCUCAACGACGGGCUAAUGAUUGGCCCUGUGGUCCAGGACGACCUAAUCUCGAUUCAUGCUCGAUUCCGUCUGCACCGGAUCGGCAUUGUGGCCGAUGUUACAAAAAUGUAUCGGAUGAUCAAGAUGUGCCCACGUGAUCAAAAAUUGCAGCUGAUUUUGUGGAGGAACGACACCGACGAACCUAUCGAAGUGUUUCAGCUCACGACCGUUACGUACGGCACCGCUUCCGCUCCUUUUCUAGCUACACAUCCAGGCGCAGCAAAGGUGCUGCGGAAAGAUUUUUACGUCAACGAUAUGAUCACUGGAGUCGACAACCCCAAAGAAGGAAAAUGGCUGGUCGAAGACAUAAUCGCCCUCACAGACUGCGCUGGAUUCACACUACGCAAGUUGAACUCCAACUGUGAAAAAGUGCUAAGGGAGUUGCAGCCUGAUCGUUGUGAUCAUCGAGCGGAAUUCGAAAUGGACUCGUCACCUCCUAUUUCAACCGUGAAAACCUUGAGUCUCGUCUGGUGCACCAGAACUGACAAACUCCGUUUCAUCAUGCCCGAGUGGAAUACAACGUCGGUGGUUACAAAACGAGUUGUGAUUUCCGACGCGUCCAAGCUCUUCGAUCCAUUGGGUCUGAUAAGGCCAGUCGUCGCCGAAGCUAAAAUCUUUAUCCAGAUACUGUGGAAGCUGGAACUAAACUGGGAUGACCCGCUCCCAGAAAACCUUCAGGCCUUUUGGUUGAACUACAGACGGAAUCUUAGUUCUCUGGAAUCCAUUAGCAUUCCACGAUGGGUUGGGUAUACCCAAUAG
Messenger RNA from Armigeres subalbatus, 1383 nucleotides. RefSeq lists its product as uncharacterized. The transcript has a single exon. The record is from RefSeq and is a predicted model, not a curated record. The coding region runs from base 1 to 1383 and encodes 460 amino acids. Lineage: Eukaryota; Metazoa; Arthropoda; Insecta; Diptera; Culicidae.